GGGCCGGGCAGGGGCAGGACCUCCGGGGGCUUGGCUGCGCGGGGAUGUUUCUUCCGCCACCUCGGGCUGUGGAACGCCCCAGGUACCUCCCCCGGCGUCUUUCCCUGCCUACCUCUGGCGCUCGCUCUGCGGUCCUUCCCUCUGCCUGUCCAGCCUCCCGCUCUUCUGUUCAUUUCGCUGUGCUCACUGCUGUCCGUCCGUCACCCUAGUUGCUUCUGACCGCUCAUUCUCUCAUUCAUUUUCCCGUCUCUGACUUUGGCUUUCCCACCCGAGCAUGCUGUCUAGUUAUCUCCCUGCUUUUUCUGGUCCGCUGGGUUCCUCAGCUUCCAGUUCCUCGACUUCUGUCUCUCUCCCCGCUCUCAGUAAGCACAUUUCUCCGCUCACUUGGGUCGGUUCACUGCUGGCACCGCUCAGUCGACCCCCGUCCCGCGGUGUGAUUGAUCCCUCUUGCGAACGUCGUUCUCAUCCAGGUUCUAGGUACAACAAGGACCCCUGGGGCGUCUCCUCUCCCUCUUCUUCACAUGGCUUCCAUUUCUUUGGCACAGCUUUCCCCGAACCACCCCCCUCCUCCCGCCCCCCUUGCUAUGCCCCAUCCUUCCUACGAGACAGUUUCGUGCUUGGGGAAAUUGAUUUCCUCCAACUCUUGGCUCGGUAGGCCGAGUACCAGGUCCACUUCAAUAUCCUCUUCCAGCUCCUUGCCAAAGGUCUGCUCCAACCCAACCACACACGCCCAAAUGCUGUCUUUCAGGAUGACCGUGGUUUAGUUACUUUGGGGACCUCUAUGGGUCAGCUUCUCUUCCAGUUAAAUUCUGAAAAUUUAAAUUCACUGUGCUUCCCAAACUUUUUGUUAUCUUCACUUUGUGUAUUUAAUUUUACAGUCCCAACACUGAUCAUUAAUGAAUAGAUUUAUGUGCCUGGGAUCCAGGAAUCCUGGUUUUGAUGACAGUUUCUCCUGAUUUUAUUAAAAACUUUAAGCUGGUCCCUUUCCACCUCUUUUCUGUUUCUCACUCUGAAAAAUUAAUAAGACUUCCAUUUUGGGGGGAGAUGAGGGAUCGUACGUUUUAUUAGCAUUUUCACCCAUGAAGGGAAUUAAUGUCCCCUCCAGGGUCUCCUCCUGUCUCUGAGUCCAGUGAACUAAGUCCGGUGAUCUAUACAGCUGUGCCGUGCUGCCUCUAACCCUUACCCACUUUUUUUCUUCACAUGCUGAUAAUGAGGAUUCAUGGGUCUCGAGUCGGAGCGCCAGCCUCGGGCUCCCUGGACCUCCAUCAUGGAGACUGAGAGUGAGCAGAGCUCCAACUCCACCAAUGGGAGCUCCGGCUCUGGGGGCAGCUCUCGGCCCCAGAUAGCUCAGAUGUCACUGUACGAACGGCAAGCAGUGCAGGCUCUGCAGGCACUGCAGCGUCAGCCCAACGCGGCUCAGUAUUUCCACCAGUUCAUGCUCCAGCAGCAGCUCAGCAAUGCCCAGCUGCACAGCCUGGCUGCCGUCCAGCAGGCCACGAUUGCUGCCAGUCGGCAGGCCAGCUCCCCAAACACCAGCCCUGCCCAGCAGCAGACCACCACCACCCAGGCCUCCAUCAAUCUGGCCACCACGUCGGCCGCCCAGCUCAUCAGCCGAUCCCAGAGUGUGAGCUCUCCCAGUGCUACCACUUUGACCCAAUCUGUGCUACUGGGGAACACCACCUCCCCACCCCUCAACCAGUCCCAGGCCCAGAUGUAUCUACGGCCACAGCUGGGAAACCUGUUGCAGGUAAACCGGACCCUGGGCCGGAAUGUGCCUCUAGCCUCCCAGCUCAUCCUGAUGCCCAACGGGGCGGUGGCCGCGGUCCAGCAGGAGGCGCCAUCUGCUCAGCCUCCGGGAGUUCACGCAGAUGCCGAUCAGGUGCAGAACUUGGCAGUCAGGAACCAACAGGCCUCAGCCCAAGGACCCCAAAUGCAAGGCUCUGCUCAGAAGGCCAUUCCUCCUGGAGCCUCCCCUGUCUCCAGCCUCUCCCAGGCCUCUAGCCAGGCCCUCGCUGUGGCUCAGGCUUCCUCUGGGGCCUCAGGCCAGUCCCUCAACCUUAGUCAAGCUGGUGGAGGCAGUGGGAACAGCAUCCCAGGGUCCAUGGGUCCAGGUGGCCAGACACCUGGGGGCUUGGGUCAGUUGCCUUCCUCAGGAAUGGGUGGUGGUGGGAGCUGUCCCAGGAAGGGCACAGGAGUGGUGCAGCCCUUGCCUGCAGCCCAGGCAGUGACUGUGAGUCAGGGCAGCCAGACAGAAGCAGAAAGUGCAGCGGCCAAGAAGGCAGAAGCAGAUGGGACUGGUCAGCAGAGCGUGGGCAUGAACCUGACACGGACAGCCACACCUGCUCCCAGCCAGACCCUUAUUAGCUCAGCCACCUACACGCAGAUCCAGCCCCACUCCCUGAUCCAGCAGCAGCAGCAGAUCCACCUGCAGCAGAAGCAGGUGGUGAUCCAGCAGCAGAUCGCCAUCCACCACCAGCAGCAGUUCCCGCACCGCCAGGCGCAGCUGCUGCACACGGCCACCCACCUCCAGCUGGCCCAGCAGCAGCAGCAGCAGCAGCAGCAGCAGCAGCAGCAGCAGCAGGCCGCGCCCCUCCCUGCCCCCCCGCCCCCGCAGGGCCCCCCUGCCCAGCAGGCCCCGCCUUCGCAGUCCCAGCAGCCAGCCCAGACUCUGGUUGUCCAGCCCAUGCUGCAGUCUUCGCCUUUGUCGCUCCCUCCUGACCCAGCCCCCAAGCCCCCCGUCCCCAUCCAGUCCAAGCCACCUGUGGCCCCUGUCAAGCCUCCUCAGCUGGGGGCUGCCAAGAUGUCAGCCACCCAGCAACCUCCGCCCCACAUCCCCGUGCAAGUCGUAGGCACCCGGCAGCCAGGUACAGCCCAGGCCCAGGCUUUGGGGCUGGCCCAGCUGGCAGCCGCCGUGCCUGCUUCCCGGGGGAUGACAGGCACAGUGCAGCCUGGCCAGGCCCACGUGGCCUCUUCGCCACCUUCAUCCCAGGCCCCUGGUGCGCUGCAGGAGGGCCCGCCCGUGUUGGCUUCGGGGAUGACCCUGGCUCCUGUGCAGGGAACGGCACAUGUGGUGAAGGGGGCGGCUACCGCCUCCUCGCCUGUUGUGGCCCAGGUCCCUGCCGCCUUCUACAUGCAGUCUGUGCACCUGCCGGGCAAACCCCAGACAUUGCCUGUCAAACGCAAGGCUGAGUCAGAGGAGGAGAGAGACGAUAUCUCCACGUUGAGUUCAAUGCUUCCUGCGAAGGCGUCUCCGGUAGUAGAGAGCCCGAAGGCCAUGGAGGAGAAGGGCGGUCUUGGAGACAAAGCUGAACCAGUGACCAGUGUGAAUGCUGGUACCCCGAGCAGUGAUGUAGUAGCCUUGGCUCCUGCCCCGUCAGCACCGCCUCCCACGCUGGCCAUGGUGUCCAGACAGAUGGGUGACUCCAAGCCCCCACAGGCCAUUGUGAAGCCCCAGAUUCUCACCCACAUCAUCGAAGGCUUCGUUAUCCAGGAAGGAGCAGAACCUUUUCCGGUGGGUUGUUCUCAGUUACUGAAAGAGUCUGAGAAGCCACUGCAGACUGGCCUCGUGACAGGGCUGAAUGAGAAUCAGUCGGGUGGCCCCUUAGGUGGGGACAGCCCAUCUGCUGAGCUCGAUAAGAAGGCGAACCUCCUGAAGUGCGAGUACUGUGGGAAGUACGCCCCUGCAGAGCAGUUUCGCGGCUCCAAGAGAUUCUGCUCCAUGACUUGCGCAAAGAGGUAUAAUGUGAGCUGUAGCCACCAAUUCCGGCUGAAGAGGAAAAAAAUGAAAGAGUUUCAAGAAGCCAACUAUGCCCGCGUUCGUCGGCGCGGACCCCGCCGCAGCUCCUCCGACAUCGCCCGUGCCAAGAUCCAGGGCAAGCGUCACCGGGGUCAAGAGGACUCUAGCCGGGGUUCAGAUAAUUCCAGUUACGAUGAAGCACUCUCUCCAACAUCUCCUGGGCCUUUAUCCGUGCGAGCAGGGCAUGGAGAACGUGACCUGGGGAACCCCAAUACAGCUCCGCCUACACCAGAAUUACAUGGCAUCAACCCUGUGUUCCUGUCCAGUAAUCCUAGCCGUUGGAGCGUAGAGGAGGUGUAUGAGUUUAUUGCUUCUCUACAAGGCUGCCAAGAGAUUGCAGAGGAGUUUCGUUCCCAGGAGAUUGAUGGACAGGCCCUUUUAUUACUUAAAGAGGAACAUCUUAUGAGUGCCAUGAACAUCAAGCUGGGCCCUGCCCUCAAGAUCUGCGCCAAGAUAAACGUCCUCAAGGAGACCUAAGGUGGCCCUCUUGCACAAACCAGCCUAAGGCAGACACUCCCCACUGUCCAGGUUAUAACCUGGUGCCAGCAGAGACUUCACAGGGAAGACAGAGCUGUUCCAAUUCUGUAUGUCUUCUGUAGAGGGGAUUACUGAGACAGGGAAGACAAGUGCAAGAAUUGGUCGCUGGUGCUACAUGGUGGCAGCUUUGACAUUUCUCUGGGUUCUACUUUAUUUUUUAAAUCUUUACGAUUCUCACCUACCCUAAUCCAAUCUUUAUAAAAGAGGCAGUCUAGAGAACUAGGACUGCUUGGCCUUAUCCCGGAGCGGAGUGUCUAGCCAGGGUCAGAAUUCUCCUAGAGGAGGAAUGUACAGUAUGGUGAGGCAAGGAAAUGGGUGGAAUGUAGGUGUGCCUCAGCAGUGGGGGAGCUAGGGUUUUCUAGCUUGUGUGACACAAGUAGCAAAAUCUGGCACUCCCUCUUCCCUCUGGAUCGUGUGACUGUAGCCGUGGCCCAGAGUUUUGUUGUCACUCCCUUAGUAUUGGAUAUUUUCUCCUGCAUCCACGGCAGGGUCACCAGCCAGGGUAGAGACUGGGUUGGCAUCAUUCUGAUUUGCUGCAGGGACUAAAAGUUUUGGGCACACAUGUGGCUGUUGUCUUUCUUUCCGCAUCCCCCUGCUCCUUUCCAGUUUAUCUGUUGUCUCCUACCCCACCUUUCUUUUCCAUUCCAACUCUGCUCUGUCCUAUAGCUUUAUAAAGCAGGAGCGCGUGGGACUGAGGUCAGGAAUAGAAGUACCUGCCUUAGGCGCUAUACCUUAUACAACAAAAAUAUUAAAUAUUUUUUUUCCUCCUCAGUAAAAGGAUGAAAAUUGGUCUCAGUUGUCUGUUACUCCAUCAUUCCAGUGUAUCUACCCUCUUCUUUCACACAGAUGACUAGGCCAACGUGUUUUUCUUUUUAAUCUUUUAAGUGUUUUUGUACAAAAAAAUGUAUACAUAUAUUUUUUGCAUUUUUAAAACACCAGAGUGUGGGGGAGGGAUGCAAACAAAUAACAAAAAAGAUGCUUUUAUAACAUUAUUUUCCCUGUUUAGAAAGAAGAAAAAAAAUCAUUCCAAUAGUAUUUAAAAGUCCAAAGAUGAAAUCAUUUCAUUUCCUUCUCUAAAGGCUAAAAGAGGCCCCUGCCUAUUGAUUCCAUCCUCCUGUGUCCAGUGGAGCCAUGUUACUCUUCAGUGGCCCAGGCUCACUAUCACACAAAGAUCAGGCCAGGUUUCUGGGCACACGGCCUGAACAGAAAGGUGGAAGCAUCAGAAGAUUAAGACCGUCUCCCCACAGAAGUAAUGUCGUGGGCAAGAAGACACGUCCCUGAGCCAGAAAAAGGGACAAGUGCUGCAGCCGCCGCAGCCAGGGCGGAAGGUGGCAGAGCCCUGGAUGUCCCACUUCUGCCUCCAUUCCCUUUCCAGAAGACUGGGGGCAAAAAAAAAAAAAAAAAAAAGUCAAAA
Molecule: messenger RNA, 5747 nt
Organism: Globicephala melas (long-finned pilot whale)
Lineage: Eukaryota; Metazoa; Chordata; Mammalia; Artiodactyla; Delphinidae
Gene: PHC1
Product: polyhomeotic homolog 1
Biological process (GO): negative regulation of DNA-templated transcription
Cellular component (GO): nucleus; PRC1 complex
Molecular function (GO): histone binding; zinc ion binding; chromatin binding
Source: RefSeq, a predicted model, not a curated record